This is a messenger RNA of Gallus gallus (chicken), 9006 nucleotides long. RefSeq names its product SET domain containing 3, actin histidine methyltransferase (gene SETD3). Gene Ontology annotation, molecular function: transcription coactivator activity; protein binding; histone H3K36 methyltransferase activity. The record is from RefSeq and is a predicted model, not a curated record. Bases 5078 to 6907 code for a protein of 609 amino acids. The transcript is spliced from 15 exons. Gene Ontology annotation, biological process: positive regulation of transcription by RNA polymerase II; peptidyl-lysine monomethylation; peptidyl-lysine trimethylation. Lineage: Eukaryota; Metazoa; Chordata; Aves; Galliformes; Phasianidae.
AGGCUGUGUGCUGAUAGCUGCAGUCAGCUGGGUAAUUUGCUUCGUUCCCAAAAGCUAUAUUAUGGGGAUAUGAGAUUGAUUAUUUGAAAUAAAAACAGUACAGUAUUUUUUCAUUAAUUCUGCUCAGAAGGAAUUUGCAGAAAAUCUGUUAGUCCUCAGGAAGAGCUAAACUCAAAGCAACAAAAUGACAAAAGUAGAGUGAAGCGGCAGAGUUUAACAGUCCAUUUACUUAUUUUCUGCACUUAUUGUUUUAUUUACUUUUCUGGUUAAAUAGUUGUUGAGGAGAUGGUUCAAAGGAGAAGCAAUGGAUCUAUUAAUCAUUAAGAAAGAGCCUGACUUGUUUCCUGCAUGGCAGCUAGUAAAUUGUCUUCCCUUGAAGAUCAGCGAGGUGUUUAUAGUAAGCAGCAUUCCUUCUGCCUAAGUAAGUUCUACAGAAGGCGGGUGAGGGUGGAUGUACAGUACUACAGCUCUUGGUAUAGUGGUUCAGAAUUAGCAAGCUGUUAAGUGAUAGUAGUUAUAAAAUACAUACUUAAAUUUGGGAUGUUGCCUUGGAUUUAGCCACUCUUCUUUACCCUUUAGCGUUUUGAUUUUACUUUUGAAUUAAACUUUUGGUAAGAAAUUAUGAAUUUGAGGCAGUCUUGAAUGUAAUAUCUAACUAGCAACUGAAGUGAAACAGAAGUCAAACUGACAGGACUGUGGUAUUAUGUAGAUCUAGGAGCAUCUUUGGUAUCCCAGGUCAGAGUAUUGCCCUGGGUAUUCUCUUGGAUUCUAGUUAGAAAACUGAAUGUGUUUGAGAUUUGUUCCCAAGUAAUUAUCUGGACUUGCUGGUGUCAGUGUUCUUUGUAAGCAGAUCAAAUAAGGAUUUUGCUUAUUGUAGGGGAUUUCUUUUUCUGUUACUCUGCAGAGUGGCUGCUUCCCAGUAUCACAGUAAUAUUUGCAUACAAUUGAACCCAUCUUAGCUUCAGGUUAGGGAGAGAAUAAUGAGGCUUGUUCUUCGUAGACUGGAUGUGUGUAGCAGUGGUUCAAUAUUCUCUUUUCUAGACACUGUAGACUUGUGUGAGUGCUGGCGAACCUGUGGUGGUACCAUUCUUUCAUAUUGAACUAGGGAUUAAGAGCUGAAUUCUAGCUACCCUUUGCCAACUAACUUAGAGAGGCUUCAGCUUCCUGUGCCUGAUUUCAGGUGCUUAAUAGUGCUUUAACUGGGAAUACUGAGUGUAUAUUCUUGUAAGUCAGCUACUUUGUGAUGUUAUCUUAAAAGUGCUCCGGUGAUGUUGUAUAGCUUUAGUAUGAUCAAUUUGAGCCCUACUUUGAAGAGGUUUGUAUUUUAGUAAUUAAAAGACAAGUUCAGUGCCCAGGAGUGUUUUUAACAUUGCUUUACAUUCUUGUACUCGCCCUUCGUCUGCGGUAACCUUCUCUGUUCCCUUUUUCUGUUUUUAGCUAUUUGCCCUACAUUGGCUUUUCCACCAAAUGACGAUUCUGGUUGUUCAGUCUAUCCCUGUCCUCUAUCCUUCCCAUACUGCUCAGCAAUUCUACUCAUGCCUCUUGUGUUCCUUACUUUUUGAAGUAGGGAAGAAUUGGCACUGAAGGCUCGCAUUCAGUUCUGGGAUUUGUUACCAGGCCAGAGCAGCAGACCUGUCAGCUGCAGGGGGGAAUUCUGCCUGUCUUUCUAGCCCUGCGCUGAAGCAUGCUGAGGUGGGAAAAGUUUGGUUGAGGUAGGUUUUGUCUCCUAUGUGUACAUGUGAACAGAUGUUUACAAGCUCUGAAGCUGUCCGCAUCCAGGUAGUACAACAUAAGCAAAAAAGCGUGUUUCUGGGACUAUAGUUGCUGAUGUCCUAUUAAAAAUCAAAAUGGAGUAUAACUUCUAUUUUGAGAUAUCCUGUACUUUUCAGAAGGAUUUUUGGGCCUGAUGUUAGACUGUUAGAUGUUAGGAGUGAAUAAGUCCUUGAUAUUGUGUAAACACUGAUCAGCAACAAAGCAUUGAUGUGUUAUCAGCAUUAUUCCUGUCCGAACUCCAAAACACAGCACCAUUCCAGCCUCUAGGAAGAAAACUAACUCUAUCCCAGCCGAAACCAGGUCAAAGAGGAUGAGAGAUUAGUACUUAUAUACUGUCGUAUUUUAUUCUUCUGUGUCCCUGAUUUCUGAAAGAGGUGGCUCAGCUCUUCUGGAAGUGAUUGAACAGCAGUGCUUGAACCACUGGAGUUUUCCUACAGCCUGUUAUUGUAGGCUGAAAUUGUUGUAGCUGAGCAUGGGCUAUAGAUUGUAUCUGUUCCAGUGAGCUGCUUUGCAGUCACUUUUGCAGAUGUCAGUAACCUGCACUGGAAGUGAAUGCGUGUCUGGAGCUCUUUUGCUUGUAGUUGGAUUCUAAACUUUUGCAUGUGGCUUAGUUCUUAGUUUGUAUGCAUUUAUAUCUGUUAGGGUAUGAUACACAAUGGUUGUAUUGUUUAACUCAAUAAAACAAAGUCCCUGAUAUUUACUGCCUAUAUUUCUUAGUAAAUAAGAGAAUUAGAGAGAUCUUCCUUUGUCUUAGUUCUUUAUAGCCCUACUGACCAAAGUUUUCAUGUUGUAUAGUUUUAGUGGAGCAGGUAAAGGGUGUAGUAUAAAGUUCUUUUUCCUUGGAAUCUGCAUUGACAGCCCAGUAUCUCUGAUAUGCUGGGUCUUACUUUGAUGCUUGUACAAUGAUAACUUGGUCCCCUUAAGCUAUGAGCUCCUCUGGGAGAAGGCAUCACUGAUAACCAAGCAUGAUGUGCAGGCUCUUUUUUCCCCCCCCCAGCCAGGCCUUCUAGGGAGUUGGAUUGGUUUUAGGGUCCAUCUGAGACGCUCUUAUUUUUACUUAGUGAUAAAGUUUGUUUUGUGUAUGUAUGCUGUCCUAUUGUUCAGGUCAGCAGAGCAGGUAGUAAAUAGCAUUUGUCCCAUUACUGACUUCAGGGUACGCCACUAGUGUGUGGCCUCGGGUUGGACUUUGUGCUGCUCAUUAUAACCCUUUAAACCCAGCAGUUCAGCCAGUUUACAGCCUAUCUCACCGACUGAUCUAGUUGGUACUUCAUCAGCCUGUCUGUGAGUAUGUGAUGGCAGCAGUUUAAAGGCCUUAAAAGAGAUAAAAUCUAUUGGUCAAGUGUUGUUGCUGCUUCGUAAAUCCAUGGUGAGUAAUCCCAGUCACCUUGCCCUUCAUGUGUUUGGCUUUGUGUUCCUUACCAGGUUAAACCUUAGAUGGGCUCUGGCUUUCCUAACCUCAUCCCUGCACUCAGUGUCUCACAUCUUCCUGGGUCGUAUGGCCCAAUUUCCACCUCUUCUGUUUUGUUGUUUGAGUUUUGUCAGAAAUACCCUGUUCAAUAGCUGGGAUAGAAUUCAUUUUCUUCCUAGUAGCUGCUUUGGUGCUAUUUUGGAUUUAGAAUGAGAAUAAUGUUGUUAACUGUUGUAGUUGUUGCAGAGCAUUGCUUGCACUAAACCAAAGACAUUUCAACUGCUCACAUUGACUUGCCAGUGGGGAGCAGGGAGUGUCCAGAACCAGGACAGCUGUCCCAAACUGUCCAGAGGAAUAUCCCAUACCACAUGAACACUGUGCUGAGCAAUAAGUUAAAUGGCAACAGUCACUCAUGCUGCUUUCUUCUCACUUUUGCUUAACAUCCUGCCUGCAGCAACAGACCAUUUCUGAGCUUGGAGGAAGUGAUUGUUGAGAAGUCUCACCUGUUUACAGGUCUUAAAAAUGAGGGAGUAACAGAGUAUCACUCUUUUAUCCUUCAGUUCUCAGUAUCUUUCUCCUGGAAGAGGUGGAAGUAUUAGGCCAGUAGAGCAUAUUUAGUGAAACCAAGAACACUUACUGAGUUAGUAAAUACUGAGUUACCUUUCUACAUCGGUUCUCUGACUCUAGGAAGCUAUGUGAGGUUUGUUGGAGCAUUUGGUGCUACUCUUUCUGAAAUGCAGUGGACUGUUAUGACUUUGAAAAGUAUUGUCUGGAAGUAAAGAGUUGUGCUUAGGUAUAUGGAGGGCUUUGUUAUAUUUUUUUCUAUCUGUGCAGACAGCAUUUCAACGUUCACAUCGAAAUGAUUUUUUUGCUGCUCUGAAAAUCAUCACACCUUAUUCUGGUUUUUUUAAUUGCUCUUCCAGAAUAUCCUGGCAGUGUAAUGAAUUGUCACCAGUUUUCCCUUCUGUUAACUAUUAAUGGUGUGAAAGAGGUUUAGAAAUCUGGGCUUCUUAGGUCUUCAAAACAAGUGAUAAAAUAUAUUAUCUUAAAUUAUAUUUAUGUAAGAUAUAUAAUAUAUGUAUUAUAUAUAAGGCAUAUCUUAAAAUAUUCAUAUCUUCUAGUCUUUGCUGGUCCCUUGCACAUAUUUAAAUAUUAAUUUAUUGAGUUCUACCAGUUCAACGCUUAAUACAAAAGUGAUUCUUUAAUGCAUCUGCACAGCUUGUUUCUUGUAGAACGUGUUAUUAGGAAAUAGUUGCUAUUGUGUGUUUAAAACCCUGUGAUGCAUUUGUCUUGCUCAGCUUUUAGUUUUAUACAUAAAUGGGCUUUUCAAAACUGGCUCACAACCUUCUGGAUGAAUGCUGCAUAGCCUGGUAGAACUGUAAUCUGGGUGGGCCGUGGCUUCCACAUGGCAUGGCUAGAUCUGUUCAGGCUCAGGAACCUGAUGAAGCUAAUGCAUUGCAACAGUCUUGAUGUUCCAUUGCUAACAUCUCUAAACCAGCAGCAUUUUUAUAACUACUGCUACUCACUAUGAAGAAUGAAAUACCGCCUGGGUUUUGAUACUCCUGACAUUAAUACAUGUGUUUAUGUUCCUGUGACUGGAUAAUCUUUUCUUUGGAAGCUACCUUCUCCAAAUAGUGUGUCUCAGCAGGAAGCUCAGCUAUGUAUGGAUGGAUUCAUUCUUCGAGGACCUAUGCUUUGCUGGAGCACUAUUUUUAGACCUGUGGAAAGUAACAUGGAUUGUCUGUGUCUCUGUAGCUGUUCUCUGAAAGUGGAUCAAAGAUAGAAAUAUCCAAUAAAUGCAUCUGUUAGAAGCUUUCAUUUCAAACCCCUGCGCUGUCACUUCGAGUUAAUUUGGAGCCUCUGAGGGUUCAGGUUGCCAACUAUGAAUGCCAAGAGAUGAAAAGAGGCGAAGAGGAACCUGCUCCUUCACUUCCAAGUUGGAAGAUGGGGAAGAAAAGCAGAGUGAAAACACAGAAGUCAGGUACAGGAGCCACAGCAGCAGUAUCUCCGAAGGAACUGUUGAAUCUGACGAGCGAGUUGUUGCAAAAAUGCAGCAGUCCUACCCCAGGUCCUGGUAAGGAAUGGGAAGAAUAUAUACAGAUUCGUUCACUUGUUGAGAAAAUUCGCAAGAAACAAAAAGGUUUGUCUGUUGUCUUUGAUGGAAAAAGAGAUGACUAUUUCCCUGAACUGAUAAAAUGGGCAACUGAAAACGGAGCAUCCACAGAGGGUUUUGAAAUAGCUAACUUUGAAGAGGAGGGGUUUGGUUUGAAAGCCACGAGAGAGAUAAAGGCUGAAGAGUUAUUUCUGUGGGUACCUAGAAAACUGUUGAUGACAGUUGAGUCAGCUAAAAACUCAGUAUUAGGUUCCUUGUAUUCUCAAGAUCGAAUUCUUCAAGCCAUGGGCAAUAUAACACUGGCAUUCCAUCUUCUUUGUGAGCGAGCCAACCCCAACUCUUUCUGGCUGCCCUACAUCCAGACUCUCCCCAGUGAAUAUGAUACUCCUCUCUACUUUGAAGAAGAUGAAGUGCAGUAUCUUCGGUCAACCCAGGCCAUACACGAUGUUUUUAGCCAAUAUAAAAACACAGCUCGACAAUAUGCGUAUUUCUACAAAGUUAUUCAGACCCAUCCUAAUGCCAGCAAACUACCCUUAAAGGAUUCUUUCACUUAUGACGACUACAGAUGGGCAGUUUCCUCUGUUAUGACACGGCAGAAUCAGAUUCCAACAGAAGAUGGUUCCAGAGUUACAUUGGCUCUAAUACCUCUAUGGGACAUGUGUAAUCAUACCAAUGGACUGAUCACUACAGGCUACAAUUUAGAAGAUGACCGGUGUGAAUGUGUAGCACUUCAAGAUUUCAAGGCUGGAGAACAGAUUUACAUUUUUUAUGGCACUCGGUCAAACGCUGAAUUUGUGAUCCACAGUGGUUUUUUCUUUGAUAAUAAUUCACAUGACAGAGUGAAAAUAAAGCUUGGUGUGAGUAAAAGUGACAGGCUGUAUGCUAUGAAGGCAGAGGUCUUAGCUCGUGCUGGUAUCCCAACGUCUAGUGUUUUUGCCUUGCACUCCAUUGAACCUCCGAUCUCUGCCCAGCUUCUGGCUUUCCUUCGAGUGUUUUGUAUGAAUGAAGAAGAGCUGAAGGAACACUUGAUAGGCGAACAUGCCAUUGAUAAAAUCUUCACUCUGGGGAACUCUGAGUUUCCCAUUAGCUGGGACAAUGAAGUUAAACUUUGGACAUUCCUAGAAGCCAGAGCAUCCCUUCUUUUGAAAACCUAUAAAACAACGGUGGAGGAUGAUAAGUCAUUCUUGGAGACCCAUGACCUUACUUCACAUGCGACAAUGGCUAUCAAGUUGCGGUUAGGUGAAAAAGAGAUCUUGGAGAAGGCAGUAAAGAGUGCUGCUGCUAGCCGAGAGUACUAUACAAAACAAAUGGCAGAUGGAGCUCCACUUCCUAAAUAUGAAGAGAGCAAUAUUGCCUUGUUGGAGAACACUGUGGCGGACUCCAGACUCCCCAUUGUCUUGAGAAACCUAGAUGAUGUGGAAGAGCAAGGGGACUUAAAGAUUGAUGAAGCUAUGGAUGCGGAAGUCACAGAAAAUGGGUUUGUAAAUGGUGAAAACUCUCUAUUUAAUGGGACCAAAUCAGAAAGUGAAAAUUUAAUUAAAGAGGAAAGCAACAGAGAGACUGAAGAUGCCAAAGAAUCUUCUUCAGAAAGUACUGAUGAGGUUAAAGAAUAGUCCUAAAAUUUGAUUUUCUUGUGAAAUUAAAUUAGCUGAAGUUUAUGAACAGUGCAUUUAUGUUGGUGUGUUUCUUUGUUAACAUUUCUCUUUCUGCAGAGAAAAAUGUUUUUGCUGCUUUAUAUAAAAAUGAAUUUUUAAGUUAUUAAAAAGGUUUAGCACCCCUUUUCAAUUAAGAUUGCCAUCUUGCUUUCAGGCAAAAACUGGGGAUAGAGGUGCCUUUGGAAGAUUUUGCAGCCCUUUGUUGAACCAAAUGUAUUUUCUUCCUGGGGAAGAAUUAAGCUCUUCUAUCUGCUGUGCUUUUGUUGUUCUGUCACUCUGACUACCGAAAUUAAAAGCUUGCUCUGCCUCCUGCCAAGAAAGGCAGAAGGCAGGACUGACUCGGUAUUCAGCACGAAGGUGGGAGAGCAGUACAGCAGAAAACUGGAUAAGAGGAUCAGAAACUUGGGAGACUUGAUGAAAACCUGUUUAAAAUCAGGUAUGCCAGUCCAGAAAAAGGUAAGGUGGCAACCUUAUGAUUGGUAGUUUUAAAUGUUGAUGAGAAUCCAAAUUGUAUACACUUAAAGUGAUCUCUGAAAAUUUCAGUUUACCUUGUCUUUGUUUACUGUAUAAAAAUAUCUCAUCUUUCUUCUUCAGUCAGAGCUAGGCUGCUGCAAUACUACUACAUUCACCAACUUUUAAAGGCUGACUUUUUAUUUCCAGGUUGUACUUGUUGUUAUUUACAAGGUUGGCAGUGCUACUGGAGAGUUUGAAAGCAGAUAGGCCAAGCCACAGCUUUAAAAUGUACUGUUCAAAGUGAGGUUGCUUCCCAGCUUCUACAGGUUUUCACAAUUAGCUAGAGAUUUUCAAAGCUCCACUUUUGACUAAACCAUUAUUAAAAGGAAAAUAUGAUUAAUAUUCCUGUCUGCUACUCCUUCAUUUCUUUGUUGUUGGAUGUAACACUGAAUGUGACAUGGUUACCUGAUCCUAUUCAACUUCGUCUUUUGCUUAAGAUUCUCAUUGACACUGUUUUCAUGAAGGAAAUGGCAGGUAGGCUAAUGGAUUUUGGGCCCAAGUGCAAACCAAAGCCUAGUCUGCGGUAUACUUUGCCAUUUAUAGUGUGUCUUUUUGAUGCACGUUUCUCUGGAUACCUCCAUAGGUUAACCAGGUUUAUUCUCUCCAGCAAUUUUGGUCACCGUCGUACCAUUUUUUAACUUACAGUUGAAAACAGUACAAUCCUACCAUAGUGCAAUAUCAGGACAAGGGUGAUUUCAAGGUCUGACUUUGAAAUUAUCUGUUUGUUGGAAGGAGAGGAGGGUGGAAUGUUUUCUUUUUGUGAGUGAAUGGAGAGGUAUAUGAGGUGAUUUAAUUCUUCUCUCAGUAUUAAGGACUUCAUCUUUUACCCUUGUUUCCUUAAAAUCAAGAUAUUGGAAAGAGUGGAGAAGCUUGGACAGCAGUUGAAAGUUCAAUAAAUGUUGCAAGCUGUUCAUCCAAGAUCAGUUGCAGUUAAGUGUCUUUUGACAUAUAGAUAGUUUUAUUACAUUUUGCUUCUUUCAUACUACAACUUGGAAAAUGUGUUUUUGCAGAAGUUUUUGGUGCAAUGCACAGAAGUAGUGACUUUCAGGUUGUCGUAGCAGUUUUGGUGUUCAGCUAGUGUCAGUGUGGGGAAAAUUAAGAAACAAAUAAUAGUUUUUUAAAAAAGAAUAUUUCACUAAGAAUGGCAUGUUGCCAUUGCACCUUGGGUAUUGCUUCACCACUAACAAGAUGCUGGACCAGUAUUUUUGUAACUAUAUGCUGCCUUUGGUAGAAUGUCAUGAAUUGUUGUCUUGACAGUUUAAAUGUCAUACAGAAGUAGUUACUGAUCACUUUUUAUUAGGACCAAUAUUCCAUUUCUGUUUCUGCCAGCUACAUUGCACAACACUGUCGUAGAUACUAUGAUGAAAUCCUGAUUCUAGCCUUCCUGAAAAUUAUAACUGUAAUCCGGAAUUUACAUGCUUUGAUUCAAUCUAAUACACUGUAUUUUGUUCCAGUAUUUGCUGAUAACUAUGGCUUAGCAAAGCCUGUGGUCACCACAGGACAGGAUGUGUGGGUUUUCUUGAAUAAAAUAUAGUUCUACAAUA